AUGGCAAAUCGGCAUAAGGCCAAAGAAGAAGAUAGAAUUGAAAAAACUAUCCGCGGCCUUUUGAGGUACCCCGGGAAUAGAAGAUGUAUCAAUUGCAACAGUUUGGGACCACAAUAUGUUUGCACAACUUUCUUGACAUUUGUUUGCACAAACUGUAGUGGAGUGCAUCGGGAAUUUACUCACCGAGUAAAAUCAAUAUCAAUGGCUAAAUUCAAUGCUGAAGAAGUUAAUGCUCUUCAAGCUGGGGGAAAUGAGAGAGCAAGGCAAAUUUAUUUUAAAGAAUGGGAUCCUCAGCGUAAUUCUUACCCUGACGGCAGUAAUCUUCAUAAACUCCGGGAUUUUAUUAAGCAUGUCUAUUUGGAUAGAAAAUACACUGGAGACAAGAGAAUUGACAAGCUCUCAAAAUUGAGAUUGAAUGACACGGAGGAGUCUAAUGAAAGAUCUCUUGGUAGAUCUAGAAGUCCACGUUCUGAGGACAGAUUCAAAUGGCAUCAUCACCAAAGAUCCAGUAUUGAUGGAAGAAGUGAGGAUGGAGGUUUCAAAUAUUAUUAUGAUGAAAGAAGAAGUCCUCGAUUUGCUCGAGAAAAUUCAAAACAAGGAGGUCUUACGAGAACUCCUGCCCGCUUUGAAGUUGUUGAUGACAGGUUUCGAGAAGAUGAGCGUGGAAGCCGUAGGUUCUCAAGUGCAGAAUCCAAGCUAACAAUCACGUUACCUGGUUUCAAAAAGAAUGUGGAUGGGUCUCGUUCCCCAGUGGUACGACCUGUUGGAGAUAUUAUAGGAGACAAAGUUCCUCCUUCAAAAGUGGGUGUAAUUUCUAAGCAAAUUGAUGGGAAGGAUGCUAAUGGUUCUGCGAACAAUCAGAAUGUCGUGUCUUCCAGUGACCAGGGUUCCAUUGGAAGGAAUUCAGCAGAACAUAAAAGCGGAAACUCGGGAAGCUUGAUUGAUUUGAUCGCUGAUUCUGAGCCCCUUGAUGCUGCAACUGUACCACAGACACAGCUGAUGCUUCACACUGAUAAUGGUGGCAACUUUGGAAGUCCUAUAAAGGAGAAGGCACCCCAAGCUUCGAGUUCAAAUUCUAUAGAAUCUUUAUUAUUUGAAUUGUCAGUACCCUCAGAUACACCUGCUAGAAACAACAUGUCUGAAGGACCUAGAAGUGUUGAUGCACUAUCAAUUGCAUCCGGAGGCGACAUGCCUGCAGGUGGUGUUUCUCUGGCUGCAAGUGGACAGCAGAUGUUAGCAUUAACUGUUAGUGUUGAUGCUUCUACCGCUGCAUCGACUAACAAUAUGCUAGCACAACCUUCUGAUGGAGGUCUUCCACAAGCUGCACCUAGUGGCAAUAGUGGCUCCAAUAUUAAUAUUCUUGACAAAGAGCAACUACCAAACAUGCAGCAAUAUCAUCCUACUGCAUCCCCUGUUGUAGGUAGUGGCUCUGUCACUCAACUGGCUAGUCCACCUGUUGGAGCUCUGAAUAAUCAGCCAUGGAUUUCCCCAACUCUACCUAAUAGACAAGGGUCUUUGAGUGCUUCUGCAGAACAAUCCUCUGAAUCUGUCUUAAAUUUAGAGCAAGACACCAGUUCAGGAUUUGGGUCUGAACCUCUUCCAGUGGAAACCAAGUCUGUUGGAAGAGCAGAGCUUCCUGCAGACCUUUUUGCUACAAGCUACUCAACAGUCCCUGCACCAGUCCCAAGUUGGCAAAAUGGUUCUCCUUAUGGCAUGGGAUUCAACAUGCAGUAUUAUUCUAGUCCAAUGCCUGCGCCUGUGUUUCCCAACGUAGCAAGAUCAAGAAACCCAUUUGACCUAAACGACGAAAGAACGCAAGUGCAGUCACCAUCAUUUCCUACCAUGGAAUCUUUGCAAGGUGCAUUGCCGAAUCUGCCAGCUGCUAGUGACUUUGUGCAAACUUCCAGCUUUGGUAACCAGUCUCAGGGUUUGAUGGCACCCCAAUCACCAUCCUAUACAUCUGCAAUGUCUCCAUUUUCACCUUCUUUAACAUCAGCCAUGCCUCCUGGUGCAAACAUGGGGCUACAAGUACAUAACAAUAUGACACCAUUCAGAUCACAAGAAAUCGGUAGCUUUGGCAGUAAUGGAGAUGUAUUUGGAUCCUUAAACACAACUCAACAGUUAACUGGAAAAUACUCAGCAACCGGCAAUCCAAAUCCUUUUUCUUCAGUGGGAGGAAACCCUUUUGGAUAAUACAAAAGUUUUUGCAUACAAUCUGCUGUCAUUUUUCUUUUGGCCUCCUAACAUCUUCUGGGAGGAGUCUGGUUUCUUUUUGAUUGAAGAUUAAACUAAAUGCUUAAUUAGAAUAGGGUGGUUUGUCUUUUAUAUU
This is a messenger RNA of Quercus robur (English oak), 2329 nucleotides long. RefSeq names its product probable ADP-ribosylation factor GTPase-activating protein AGD14. NCBI's taxonomy places the organism in Eukaryota, Viridiplantae, Streptophyta, Magnoliopsida, Fagales, Fagaceae. The coding region runs from base 1 to 2193 and encodes 730 amino acids. Gene Ontology annotation, molecular function: GTPase activator activity. The record is from RefSeq and is a predicted model, not a curated record. The transcript is spliced from 13 exons.